This is a messenger RNA of Drosophila subpulchrella, 3637 nucleotides long. It is a transcript of the gene B9d1, whose product is annotated as B9 domain-containing protein 1. The record is from RefSeq and is a predicted model, not a curated record. The transcript has 2 exons. Gene Ontology annotation, biological process: cilium assembly. NCBI's taxonomy places the organism in Eukaryota, Metazoa, Arthropoda, Insecta, Diptera, Drosophilidae. Gene Ontology annotation, cellular component: MKS complex. Bases 2870 to 3598 code for a protein of 242 amino acids.
CAAAUAUUUAUGGGUCUCAUGUGGAAAAGACUUGAAGUGAGUUGAAAUUAAAAACAUUUUAAAAGUAGCAGAAGUACAAUGAGGAGCAGCGCUCUAUCGCCAUUAAAGAUGAGUGCCCGCUGAAAGGCAAGAUCAUAAAAAUGGGCUACAAUUCAAGUACAUAAUUCAAUUUUCCGGGAUCUGUCCGGGGUCUCUUUGAACUGUCUGUUAGUCGGGGAAAGAUAUUAGACAUCUGCAUAUGAUUCCGGCCCUAAUCGUUCGCUGAACCGCUUCAGAAAUCCAGAAGUUGCGCAAAAAAGUUCAACACACGGCGCUCGGCUUUCAGUAAUGCAAUGCCUUUCGGGGUGGCCAAUGCACUUGCCAAAGACUUCAAUUGAAAAUUUUCAUUUACACCAGGCCGGCCAUUCAAUGGAUAUGAAUCGGUUUUAUAUAAGGCCCCAAAUUUAUGUUUCUUUCUGAAUAAUUCGUCCGUUCAUUGAUUCCGAAAACGUAAUUGAAUGCAGAUACUGCAUUGCGAAUACUGGGAGCAUGGGUGCGAUGAGAAUGAGAAUGAGUAUGAGUAUGCCUCCAGGCGGUGUUCUGAAGUAUUAGAAGCGAAAAAUGCUAAAACCCAAGCCGAAAUUAUGUCGAUUCUGCGCUGCGUCAGCAUUAUCUCCAAUUGCUGCACCGACUUGUGGCUUAUGGCUUUCGGCAAAGGCAAAUGGCAUAUGGCAUAUGGCCUGAUGUCCGAUUUCUGAUAGCCUGAUGUUUUUACUUCUGCUUUCUGACAGACUGACUAAGCCUAAGCUUUUGUUUUGGCUAUCAAAGGAGCUUAUUCCGGGGAAUCGCACAUGUCACACCACACAACACACCAUACUGUCAAAAAUCGUACGACAAUCAUGAGUAAGUUCUUGAAGUUAUGCUGAAAAAGUUUUGAAAGUCAGCAUAUACCGAAACAUCAUAUCAAUGUGUGUAUAGCGUGUUGUUUAAUGGUAAAUGCGCGAUGAUUAAUUUAAGGCUCUAAUCGUAUUUAAAUUUAAAGAAAAAUGGCGUUUAAGAGAAUUUUUAGGCAAAUAUUUAGGAAUAAAAUUAUAAUUUUGGAAAAUAUUGAUUAUAAUAUACCAAACCAAACAAAACAAAUUAGCAAUGAAUUAGGAAUUUAAGGAAUGUUAUUGGAAACCCGUUACUCAUAGUACGAAAUCGGUUAAAAAUAAUAUCGUCUAGUGCUACCGAAUAAUAUUUUUUCAUUUAAAAUAUAUCUUAGGAAUUUGUAUACCAACACAAUGUAUUUUUAGAGACUACAAUUCUUAUCUAUCUUAUGGAAAUACAUUUUUUAUUUAUAGGAGUAUCUUUUUUUAGAAAGUUAAGUUCGAGUUUUGACAAGUUCCAUGUAGAUCAGUUUACCAUUUUUUUUAAAUCUCACUUUUAGCUGGCUGCAAUUUCUCUCGGUGUAAGCUCUUCAUCCGGCUGGGAUUGCAGCACCACUUCGUUGGCCCAGCUGUGGCACCACUCGGAACCAGAACCACCGGCUGCACCACAGCUGCAGUGACAAUCCAAUCUGAUCGGUGCGUCUCGAGAAGAUGUUAGAUGAUAGAAGGUGUUGUUGGACCCGGGACCUCGCCUUGAACUAUUGACAUUAUUUGAGGCGCAUUUUAAUUACGCCAAGAGCCAUGUAAAGUGACUGAUCGACUGGCUGCUGGCCAGUUAUGCAUUGCAUAAUGCAUCAUGUUAAUAGGGAGCGGCAUCGGCAUCGGCAUCGGCACCGGAGAUCGAAGAUCGGAGGCGCGACUUCCCGUUUCGGUAGCGCCGGCAAUUGUCACAAUGAUUUACAGGCAUACCGCGUUGGCAGCUAUAAAUUGCUAAAUGGCCAUUACAGAAUUAAUUACACGGCUGUUGAAGAACCCCAGAAACUGGACUCUGAGUCAGUGCCUCGAGCCGUGUCGAUGGCAAUUGACCUUUUGCCCCUCCCAGACUGCCCAGACUGCCUGGACUGCUUGUGCAGCCGGUUGAAAAUGAAUUAUUAUCUUGUAAUUGUCACGUAUUAGCGGUGUGCAGAUAUGCUACUGCGAUAUAUCACAAUGCAAUACUGGAUCAAAGUAUGCAAAUGGGAAUGCGGGCGAAAAGUCAGAAACACUCGAUGUCCAUGUAACGAGCUUGUAACUCGGAUGGUAUUAAAUUACACUGGCGUCGACAUGACCAGACCAACCGAGCUGUGAAUAAAAUAAGUUGUUUCCCUAACUAAAUUAACGAGACAAAGGAAACCUACGUCUAAUGCACUUACAAUUCGUACCCAAAGAAAUCAUUAAUGUGAUUUAUGAACAUGUUGGCUCAUUAAAUCAGCAAGAAACACAAAUUAUCCACGGAGCUUUAUCUAAACUAUUAUUAAAUACGGACAGGUCAUAUACUAUCCAGAUUUACAAUCUGUAAGUGUCGAGUGCUACUCAAGAAUUUCCGACACUUUUCACAAUCAACUAAAAGAAACCAGAAGAAAUUGCUUAUCUUAAGUUAUUUUGCGUUUCACACAAACCAUAUGCUUAAAAUAAAAAUGUAAUUUAUUACAUAAGUGCGGUAAUAUAAUUUAUAAGAUCCAACAACAUAAAAUGCUUAAAAGCAAUUAAAGUUGUUUAGAAAUUCGAUUUUUUUCUGUUAUUUAAUAUGAAAAAACAUUCUGGCGUGUGCAGAAAACUGUAUAAAAAAUUAAAGAAAUGCAUAAAAAAUAUAUUUUGCCAUGCUAGCUAAAUAUAUCGAUUGUAAGGUGGACAAACCCUACGUGAAGUUGUCAAAAUUGUCGACCUUUUACAACACUCAGGUGUUGGUGUCGGUUGUCAGGUGAAAAAUAGUUGGGCACCGAACUGAAAACACACCCCUUUGAAAGUCGGAAACCACCACCAUGAGCGCCAGCGAGGGAAUCAGUCUCCCUGGAAACGGGGACGCCAAUCCGCCGCGUGAAAAUCAUAAACAAAAGACCCGGAAGAAGGGCAGAAAGAAGUCCAAGAGUGCCAAAGAAAGUGUUCCAGAACCGAUGGACGCGAAAGCCACUGCCACCUACUUCAGCGUAAGCAUCAUGGGACAAAUAGUGUCGGCCACCUUUCCCAUGGGUCCCGACAAGGAGUUCGUCUUCCUGCGCUACGAAAUGGUCGCCGGUCCCGACUGGCAGUUGUCCUCGGGACCCCAGCACGGACUUACCCAGAUGGCCACCAAUAAGAGGGGCCACUUCAACGAACCCAUCGUCUUCAACAUGCCCAUCGAAGUGACCUUCAAGAGCACCAGUCCCUUUGGCUGGCCCCAGAUCCUGGUGAGCGUGUUCGGACGCAGUGGAAUGGGGCGUGAGACGCUCCUCGGCUACACCCACAUCCACCUACCCGUCUUCGGCUGUCGUCGUCCUGCGGAUCAGGCGGAGCUGCUGGAGGCGCCCAUCCUGAUGCCCAAGUGCCCCACCAUGCUGGCGGACAUCACCAGCUGGCUGCUGCGCCGCGAGCCGGAGCUCAAGGAUCCCAAGGUGCUGCUGGACAACCUGAAGUGCAAGGGCCUCUCCAUGGAGUCCUACGGCAGCCUGCAGUUCCAGCUGUCCUCCGUGAUGAGGGGAGCCCGCAAGCUGGGCUACCAGUGGCAUUCCUGAAGAGUCCACCAUUUGGUAUUGAUGUGUGUCAGUAAAACG